UUGACUCAGUUUUGUUUCAGCAGUGUACGAGUGUGGUUCUGUAAAAGCUACAUUAUGCAAGGGCAGCGGGUGUUUUAUUUGAUUCUAUUAUGGUUCAUCGUUGGUACAAAUGGAUAUGAAGAUCAGUAUUAUUGCGAUCCUGAUUACUCCUUACAAACCUCAUUUGCCAAUGUAAUCGUCAAUGGAUCAACAGUGCCCAAUUUUUCAUGUAAUUACCAUUAUAACGUUCAAUAUGUGCAGUUUGAGAUGUCAUCAUUGGAAGAGGUGCCCAAACAGUUAUUCGACACUUUUCCUAAUUUGGUGUUGGUAAACUUUACCAGCAGUGGAAUCAAAUUCAUCAAUCGAUAUAGUCUGGACAGGGCAAUCUAUCUUCAAGAGCUGGAUUUGUCUAGCAACACAGUGGAGCAGCUAUAUCCGAAUUGUUUUUCGGGAGCGACUGCCCUUCUUGAGCUUAAUCUUUCGUUCAACAAAAUCAGCUCAAUUGAUAGAAUGGUGUUCAAUACACUGUCAAAUCUGGAAUUGCUUCGGUUGACUGGAAACAAGCUUCGAUCAUUAGAUAACAAAGUAUUUGAACCACUUAAAUCAUUACAUACGAUUUAUCUCAACUCCAACGAGCUGAAGGUCAUUGAGGCAGGUCUCUUUGUCGAAAAUUCUAAAUUGAAAAAUGUGCUUUUGCAAAACAACCACAUCAGUAUGGUAGAAGAGGGAGCUUUAGAAAUCUUCAUAUCUACAGAGUCGAUAGUUUCAUUAAGCAAUAAUAAGCUAACGAAAUUGAAUCUGGAAAAGAUAAAAGUUACUCACUUAUAUCUCACCAACAAUACGCUGGAGACUCUUCAUCUAUCGCCGUGGAUUGGAACGGUUUACGCGGAAACCAAUAUAAUAUCGAAUGUUACAGUGAGUGAUGUGACAAACAUGCAACUAAAAACGUUAAGGUUGGCAAAUAACUCGAUCACAUCUCUAGAAUCGAUACAGCAAUUCCAUUCGCUCGUCGACCUGGAUCUGUCCAAUAAUCACAUCGGACCGUUGAACAUCACUAGCCUUGCAAAACUAGCCAACCUUCAGCAAUUGGGACUAGAACGGACGUUCAUUUCCAACCUCCAGCACGGAACCUUUGCACAGCAACAAUCUCUCAAAUGGUUGGAUAUAUCCUACAACAACCUCGAUCGGUUUGACUUUGACAUUCUUACGUCAUCUGCAGCGCUUCAGCAGAUCUUUCUGGACGGUAAUCGGCUAAAGUCGCUGAACUAUGAGCAUCUAAAGAAAACGUUCCCGGCGCUGGUAAAGAUCGGCUUGUCGGAAAACAACUGGAACUGCACAUAUCUGAUCCAGCUUGUGCGCUAUUGCAACGAACAUUCAAUCGAACUGUUCAAGUCCCAAGCGGUACAGAAUCAGACCAACGUCAAGGGUAUCUAUUGUUUCGACGACAAGAAUCCGCUGGCCAACUGGAACAACACACUGCACCAGGUGCAGGCGCUACAUCCUCAUUUGAACAGCACCACCGAGGAUAGUGCCCUGCAAACGUUGCUGCAAAGUGUGCUGGAUGAUGUGAAACGGUUCAGUGAGAACCAUGCGGACGUAGCGAACCAAACCAACAAGCUGGAUGGUGCUGUGUACGAUCUGACGAAGAAUCAGUUCAUCAUCCAGAAGGAUGUGAACAGCUUGAGACAGUCACUGUUCGAGAUACGGCUUGCAUUGAUGGCUAACCGUACGAACGGAAGCGUUGGGGCUGAUAACGACGAGCUACGGCGUAUGAUCGAGACGGCAAACAAUCUGACGCUGGACAAGCAGGAGCUGCGAGCCAAAACACUCGAGUUUAAGAUAUACGAGCAGACGUUUAAGGUGGAUAAGGCGUUGGAGUUGGCAAGGGAAAAUAGCGAUAAGAUUGUAGUUCUAGCGAAACGCGUCGAACAGUGGAUCAGCAACAUUGUGAGCUCGGGUGGUGCUGCUGGUAUGCUGGGUCAUGAUAGGCUGCCAAUCCAUCAGAGUGCAGCACAAGUUGAAGUUAGCGGCGGAAAUGGCAAUGGGCUGAUUAUUGCAAUGUUGGUUGUAAUGUGUCUCAUGAUGGGAAUGAUUAUGUUUAUUAUUACAAAACUCCACCGGCGAUCGUACGGCGUUGAACGAAGGCGCUAUGCCAACAGAGAUAGCAGCAUGGCAACGAUAAUCAAUAAUGAUAUUUAACUCUUAAAGACAUUGUGUAGCAUAGAGUUUGCUGUAUCAUGACCUUUAAAAGUAAAAACUUAU
Messenger RNA from Anopheles merus, 2241 nucleotides. RefSeq names its product toll-like receptor Tollo. The transcript is spliced from 2 exons. Gene Ontology annotation, cellular component: extracellular matrix. The record is from RefSeq and is a predicted model, not a curated record. Lineage: Eukaryota; Metazoa; Arthropoda; Insecta; Diptera; Culicidae. Gene Ontology annotation, molecular function: protein binding. The coding region runs from base 55 to 2178 and encodes 707 amino acids.